Molecule: messenger RNA, 1710 nt
Organism: Haliotis rufescens (red abalone)
Lineage: Eukaryota; Metazoa; Mollusca; Gastropoda; Lepetellida; Haliotidae
Product: trichohyalin-like
Exons: 8
Coding region: 1-1710 (569 amino acids)
Source: RefSeq, a predicted model, not a curated record
AUGUCUGCAGGAGCCAGACAUCAGGAGCCAGACGGUAGGCUGAAGACAGCAGAAGCCAGAAAACACGAGCCACAAAGUAGGAGCCAGACAGAAGACGCCAGACAGCAGGAGCAGGCCAGACAGCAGAACCAGACAGCAGGAGCCAGAAAAAAGCAGAGCCAGACAGAAGGAGCAAGAAAGCAAGGUCAGAUAGCAGGAGCCAGACAGCAGGAGCAAGAAAGGAGGAGCCAAAGAGGAGCCAGACUACAGGAGGACAGGAGAACCGGACAGGAGAACCGGACAGCAGGAGCCAGAAAGAGCCAGAAAGUAGGAGGCAGACAGCGGGAGCCAGAAAGCAGAGCCAGACAGCAGGAGCUAGAAAGCAGAGGCCAUACAGCAGGAGCCAGAGAGCAUGAGCCAGACAGCGGGAGCCAGACAGCUGUAGCCAGAACGCAGGAGCCAGAAGGCAGGGGCCAGAAAACACGAGCGAGACAGCAGAAGCCAGCCACACAGCAGAACCAGACAGCAGGAGCCAUACAGCUAGAAACCAGACAACAGAGCCAGAAAGCAGGGGCCAGAAAGCAGGAGCCAGAAAACAGGAGCCAGACAUCAGGAGCCAUACAGCAGGAGCUAGACAGCAGACGCCAGACAGCAGGAACGACAAAACAGGAGCCAGACAUCAGGAGCCAUACAGCAGGAGCUAGACAGCAGACGCCAGACAGCAGGAACGACAAAACAGGAGCCAGACAGCAGGAGCCAGAAAAAAAGGACGCAGACAUCAGGAGCCAUACAGCAGGGGCCAGAAAGCAGGAGCCAGACGUUAGGAGUCAUAACGUAGUAGCCAGACAACAGAGCCAGACAGCAGGAGCCAGACAACAGGAGCCAGACAAUAGGAUGCAGAGCCAGAAAGCAGGAGCCUCACAGCAGGACCCAGAAAGUAGGAGCCAGAAAGUAGGUACCAGAAAGCAGAGCCAGACAGAAGGAGCAAGAAAGCAGGAGCCAAAGAGGAGGCAGACUGCAGGAGCCAGACAUCAGGAGCCAGACGAUAGGAUGCAGACAGCAGAAGCCAGAAAACACGAGCCACAAAGUAGGAGCCAGACAGAAGAAGCCAGAAAACACGAGCAGGACAGCAGGAGCCAGCCAGACAGCAGAACCGGACAGCAGGAGCCAGAAAGCAGGAGCCAGACAGCAGGGGCUAGAAAGCAGGGAGAGCAUGAGCCAGACAGCGGGAGCCAGACAGCUGUAGCCAGAACGCAGGAGCCAGAAGGCAGGGGCCAGAAAACACGAGCGAGACAGCAGAAGCCAGCCACACAGCAGAACCAGACAGCAGGAGCCAUACAGCUAGAAGUCAGACAGCAGGAGCUAGACAGCAGGAGCCAGACAAUAGGAUGCAGUCAGCAGAACCAGACAACAGAGCCAGAAAGCAGGGGCCAGAAAUCAGGAGCCAGAAAACAGGAGCCAGACAUCAGGAGCCAUACAGCAGGAGCUAGACAGCAGACGCCAGACAGCAGGAACGACAAAACAGGAGCCAGACAGCAGGAGCCAGAAAAAAAGGACGCAGACAUCAGGAGCCAUACAGCAGGGGCCAGAAAGCAGGAGCCAGACGUUAGGAGUCAUAACGUAGUAGCCAGACAACAGAGCCAGACAGCAGGAGCCAGACAACAGGAGCCAGACAAUAGGAUGCAGUCAGCAGAACCAGACAGAAGGAGCCAGAAAACAGGAGCCAGAUAG